Molecule: messenger RNA, 540 nt
Organism: Fusarium vanettenii 77-13-4
Lineage: Eukaryota; Fungi; Ascomycota; Sordariomycetes; Hypocreales; Nectriaceae
Exons: 4
Coding region: 1-540 (179 amino acids)
Source: RefSeq, a predicted model, not a curated record
AUGGCCGUCAAGGUGGUCCGGGGCCUGGAUUUGGCUUCGAAGCUCUUUGCCCCUGGUUUCUCAGCAUCACUGGUCUGUUCUGUACCUACUGCUGGAUCUAGAGGGAGUAUUGGGGGAGUUGAGGUCUUCAAGCUCGAUGUGUCGCUUCAACUGGUGGAUGAUGAUGUGAACGGUCGGACAGCUCUGCAAGACACAAGCUAUCAUCGAGGUAAUGACCCUGCCGACGUCGCUGGGCUCUUCGUCGAUGCCUUCGUCGCCUGGAUCAGUCCACCGUUAACAUUCAUUCGACGAGUAAGGGGGCGGAAUAGAUCAUUUUGGAUUCCAGAUAUAGUCAGUCUGCUUAUGGAGGGUACUUAUGGGAUGGAGCGAGGCCUCACAGAUCGCACGGUCGCAGAUAGGGGUCCGCCACGGUGGGAUGCGCCGGGUGUUCUCCAGUGCUGGACCGCUAGGCCAUCAAGACACCAUACCUACGAGAGACACGACUACGCCUUUGACCACGAGCAAGAAAAGGAUAUGGUGGUCUAUGGGAUGACCUGCUAA